AUGAAUUCAUCAAACAAAUCAAAACAAUCAAAAAAUCAGACCCAAGAUAUAGAAAAUGAAACUCAAGAAUCGGAAAACGUUCAAACAAAUUCAAUUCCAGAAAAUAAUCCAUUGAGAAAGAAAGUCAAAAGAAGACGUGCACGUAAACAAGUGACCUUGGAAGAAGCAGGUUCAUUUAAAAAACAACCAGAACAAAGUGGUCAAACGUAUAAUGUUUGGUAUAAUAAAUGGGCAGGUGGAGAUAAAUAUGAUUCCUAUAGUCAAAAAGAAAAAUCAAAGACGAGAUGUAAAAUCAGUACAGAUGCAGGUUAUACAAGAGCAGAUGGAGGUAAUAAUGCUUAUUGUUGUUUAUAUUUCGCAAGAGGUUGUUGUCCUUAUGGUUGGGAAUGUUCAUAUUUACAUAGAUUACCACCACCUCAAUCUGUUUUACCUGAUGCUUCAUUAGACGUCUUUGGUCGUGAAAAACAUUCAGAUUAUCGUGAUGAUAUGGGUGGUGUAGGUUCAUUCGGAAGACAGAAUCGUACAUUAUAUAUCGGUAGGAUGAAAGAAGUUAGAGAACCUGAAGAAUUAGUUGAAAAACAUUUUCAAGAAUGGGGUGAAAUUGAAAGAAUUCGAGUACUUCAUGGACGUGGUGUAGCUUUUGUGACUUAUGUAUCUGAAUUAAGUGCACAAUUUGCAAAAGAAGCCAUGAUGUGUCAAAGUUUAGUAGACGAAGAAGUCUUGAAUGUCAGAUGGGCAACAGAAGAUCCGAAUCCUAGUGCAAAGAGAGGAGAACAUUCUAGAUUGAUUAAAUUAGGUGAAGAAGCCAUUGCAGGUAAACUGAAUCCUGAAUUAGUUCAAGCAGUUAAAGCUUUAGAUCAAUUAGAAAGUUUAGGACAUUCCUCUGAUAACGAUCACGAAGAAUCAAACGAUCAACGUCAACCUAAACGAGCCAGAAUUGAACCUGAACCUGAACCUGAACCGGUACCAGAACCAAUCACUCAUCACCAUAUUCCAACACCAAAUCUGUCUGUUGGUAAUUUACCACUCUCUAAUAGUUUAUUAUCAAGUGAAGCUCUAGAAAGUUUAAAAGCUCUUUCGAAACAAAAAUCAUUAGUUUCAACUCUUUCUUCUCAAAAUCCUUCUUUAACUUCAAAAGGUUUAGUUGGUUUAGCUGAUUAUGAUAGUGAUGAAGAUUAAAUAUAUAUAUAUAAACUCAUUGAAUUUAAAAUAUUAACCUGACUUCUCUAUUUGGGUUACAUGUAAGAGUAUUUUGUGAUUUUAAAGAGAUCUGUGGAAUUGAUCAUCGUGUUUCUUUGAAUCAUCUUGUCAAAUUGAUUUUUUUU
Molecule: messenger RNA, 1325 nt
Organism: Melampsora larici-populina 98AG31
Lineage: Eukaryota; Fungi; Basidiomycota; Pucciniomycetes; Pucciniales; Melampsoraceae
Exons: 6
Coding region: 1-1179 (392 amino acids)
Cellular component (GO): U2-type catalytic step 1 spliceosome; U2-type catalytic step 2 spliceosome; Prp19 complex
Molecular function (GO): U6 snRNA binding; pre-mRNA binding; metal ion binding
Source: RefSeq, a predicted model, not a curated record